AAUGGCUGCCGUGGACAGUGGAGGGAGAAGGCUAGAUAAAAUAUCAGACGUGGAUGAGCGAGGUCAAAAGGUCAGUGUUCCUGCCCUGAAAGAGAAACUCUGCUUGGAGCAUUGGGAUGGCAGGCAGCUUGAAUCAGCCUUGUCCUCACAGCCUCCGUCACAUAUCAAGCAGUCGUGGGCUGACCAAGUUGACCCCCAGGCAGGGUCUUGGAGACUCGAGGGGCCCAAGGAGACCAAGGACAUCUCCUCUGCCCAUUUGGAGUCCACUGUCUCCCCCAAACAGACAGAGACUUCCCUGAGAGACUGCAGCGUUUUACACGACGACCCCACACUUCCACAGGGCUGGACACGGAAACUGAAGCAGCGCAAAUCAGGCCGGUCAGCGGGCAAGUACGAUGUCUACCUGAUCAAUGCACAGGGGAAAGCCUUUCGUUCCAAAGUGGAGCUCAUUGCCUACUUCAAGAAGAUUGGCGAUAACGUCACAAACCCAAACGACUUCGACUUCACGGUGACAGGCCGCGGCUGCCCGUCGCGGCGAGAGAAGAGGCCUGUGAAGAAGCCCAAGGUGGUCAAGCCCGUCGGCAGGAAGAGAGGGCGUCCAAAAGGUAGUGGCAAACGCAGGCACAUCGAUGGCGUAGCCGUGAAACGUGUGGUGGAGGAAAGUCCUGGGAAGCUUUUGGUCAACAUGCCAUUGACGCCUCUCAGCGCUGAAGCAGAGAGGCCUGCUGGGAUUAAACAAAUGCCCGUUGCCCACAAACACCGUGGACGUAAACGGAAAAUCGAUCAGAAGGUGCAGACAGCCCCUAAGAAAAGAGGACGCAAGCCGAAAGUAAACUCAUCUUUAGGAAACAUUAACAACAGUCCCAGUAUAAAUGUAACACUUCCGGUGACAUUGCAUAUCACUGACUUGAGACUCAAAACAGUCAAAGGAAGUUCGCCAAAGACUCUCCAGGAAACUGCUCUGCCCAUUAAAAAGCGCAAAAUUAUGGAGGAUCAGACUAACUCCACAGGACCAGUGUCAGACAACAAGAAGACUGACGAGUUGGCUUUGAGCACAGAGGUCAACAUGAAUCAGGAAGCAGGACAGCAAAGGGUGUUACACUGUGAUACUCCAACUGACAAACCAAUAUUUCCCAUUCCCAACGCAGCAAGGAGCUACAUCAGCUCGGUCUAUAAUACGCCUUCCAACAAUGCGACUGGAAACAAAAAAACAACCCAGCAGACUAAAUACCCAUUUAUUCACACCUUCCACAAGCAAAGCAACACUACUUCCACUGUCAUACCUCCUCACACUUUUCACGCUCCAUGGCUCCUCACCAGCAGUGAAGCCCAAGACUCGGGCAGACCAAAGCCUACCCAACCCAAUAUGCACCCACAAAUGACAAACAGGCAGGUAUUCCUGAAACAGGAUCAAAUGCCACAUCCACUGUUGAGCUCCCAAAAUCUGGCAGCAGCCGCCACGGCCAAAAUCAAGCACAAAAGUGGAGGGCAAGUCGGGGAAGAGGAGAUGAAGAGUGGUGUGGCUGCUUCAGCUGUGCCCCGCUCAACCCAGGAAGAGACAGUAGCAUGCAGGACCUCGGUCCCUGAGAGACCGAGCUGACUCUUGACAGUUCAGAAGCAAGGUGAGAGAUUAGAGACAGUGCAGUGACACGGUCACAUUGUAAAUGGUAGAUACAAGUAUAUGUAUGUAUACUGUAUGUGUGUGCACAUCAAUACAGAUAGAACAGGCAGCUUUCCCUUGUGGUUUAGGCUGAUAGAAUCGUAUAAACUUAUGUUAGGCCUACUUGAUGUUCGUGCUUCGACAUCAACAAUGUUCAUAACAUUUGAAUAUUUUAAGUGCUUUUAAACCCCCAUGUCUUUAUUACAUUGUCAUAGGGACUAAAAACCUCAAGUGACUUAAAAUGCAUUAUUCUUGAUUCUUCCAACUAUAAUACAAUGGCACACGUAAACUAUUUGACAUCAAUUUUCAAAGCAUUGAUUUGAUUGUUGUUCCAAAGUAACAAAGCAAAGCCAGCAGUCAAAAUAAGCCUAUUAACACAUUGAAUACCGGGGGUGUUUUCAGAAUUAAGUCGUAGGCUCCCAGCGUUCUAAACCAUUUUUAGGUAUUUUUUGUACAGUCAUAGCAUAUUGUGUGAUAGGGCCACUGAAACAUGUCAUGGCUCUUUUGAAAGGUGAGACUUUCACCUCUUAGUGCGUGGAAACCGCAUGUCUGUACGUGCUUUCAUUGCCGAGCUAUCGUGAGUUAAACCAAAGCCGGUGUAACAGACUAUCUGGGUCCCAUCUGGGGACUCCAGGUGAUAUAAACACAGCGAUUGGUCAAAACGACAGUCUAUCAAUCCUGGUCUGAAUGAAUCGCCCUUAGUGACAUUACUUACGACCAAUCAUCAUUGCUUCUAACAUCUGCAGUCGCCAGUUAAUACGGCCCAAGAUAGUCUUUUACACCGGUAUCCGCCAAAAUCAACAUGGAAUGGAGAUAUUGAGGCUUUUAUGAAUCGUGCCCCGUUUCAGAAUCUUGCGCUUUUUCAAGGAGACCGAUAUGAUAUUGGUUUACUAGACACAUCUCUCCUUCUCUGCCACCUCCCCCUCCAAAUGUAUCAACCAACCAAACGCAUUUUUCGCCUCCGGAAGUACGUUUCAGUUCCUUGUGUACAGUCUGUUCCUGCACAACUAAUCUUUGCACAUACAAAACGGGUCGUAGUCACACCACCACACGCAAUAGGCAAAACAUAUCCAAAAACACGUCCCUAAAGGCAUUUAGUCCAACGUUAACAACAGAACCCGUUAAUCGUAUGCGUUAAUGUCUCCGAUCCCUGUGUAGGGAAACAGCUGUUGUGCUGUGCUAUGCAUGUAUGUAUGCUACAGUUUACAUAGCAAUGCUAGCUUCACCGACAGUAAUAAAAGUACAAAAUGAAGAAUCCAACUUAUCUGGUUGCAGAUCAAAUCCGAGGUAAGGGUAAUAAUCCAUUCACAGUUCACAAUGUGUAGGAUCUGGCCAAGGUUUGCAUUAGGCUAUUUCCCAGAAGGUGUGUUAAGUCGAUGUGAAAGUGUUGUCUAAUGUAAUUAUUGUGUUAAGCAUACAAUAAAGCGGCAUAAAGUGGACGCUGACUGUAGCCUACUGUAGCACCAAGGAAACAACAUACAAACAAGAUCCUUGUGUUUAUAAAGAUGACAGCAUCGCAGACACUUGGCAAGGUGUAGGCUACAUAGAAAGGGGAAAGGGGCGCAACAGUGACGCCACCGACGCAGGGCAACAGUUCCAUACAGUAGCCUACAGUUAUUACAAAAUGUUCAGAUGAUGACACAAACUUUUGACUGCCAUCUAUAUAUGUUCUACUUAUCACAGAGCUCCCAAAACACACACAAUAAGCAUUGAAGUGUCUAGUUAUGAAAAAUACAAUAAAAACUCAAAAACGGGGUUUCCCGUUUUGGGAGCCAACGCAUGGGAAGUAAAAACGUGUUUUCCCGUGAAUUGGUAGUCAAUGUGUUAAAUGAAAAAUAUAUUAUUUCCCUGUAGCUAAAGGUGUGGUAACUGAAAUACUUACAGUGCCCUCCAUAAUUAUUGGCACCCCUGGUUGAGAUGUGUUUUUUAGCUUCCAAUUAUUUUAUUUUUUUUCUAAAUAAUAUGGGACCUUAAUGGAAAAAAAGAGAAAAAUCCAACCUUCUAUACAAGUGCAUUUAUUCAGUGGGGAAAAAAUCCCACAUAAAGAAAUAAUUAUUUGACAUCAAAUAAUGUGUGUCACAAUUAUUAGCACCCCUGGUGUUAAUAUUUUGUACAACCCCCUUUUGCCAACAAAACAGCACCUAAUCUUCUCCUAUAAUGUUUCACAAGAUGGGAAAAGACAGAAAGAGGGAUCUUCAGCCAUUCCUCUUUGCAGAAUCCCUCUAAAUCAUCCAGAGACCUGGGUCCUCUCCUCUGUACUCUCCUCUUCAGCUCACCCCACAGGUUCUCAAUGGGGUUGAGGUCAGGGGACUGAGAUGGCCAUGGGAGGAGCUUGAUUUUGUGUCUGGUGAACCAUUUCUGUGUAGAUUUGGCCAUAUGUUUAGGGUCAUUGUCUUGCUGAAAGACCCAGUGACGACCCAGCUUCAGCUUUCGGGCAGAGGGCAACAGAUUUUGAUUUAAAAUGUCCUGGUAUUUCAAAGCAUUCAUGAUGCCAUGCACCCUAACAAGGUUCCCAGGGCCUUUGGAAGCGAAACAGCCCCACAGCAUCACUGACCCAACCCCAUACUUCACAGUGGGUAUGAGGUGCUUUUCAGCAUGCGCAUCUUUCGUGGUACGCCAGACCCACUUAGAGUGUUUGUUGCCAAAAAGCUCAAUCUUGGUCUCAUCUGACCAAAGCACACGGUCCCAGUUGAAGCCCCAAUACCGCUUGGCGAACUCCAGACGCUUGCGUUUAUGAUUGUGAGUGAGGAAAGGUUUUCUCCGUGCAUGCCUCCCAAACAGCUUGUUGGCGUGUAGACAGCGCCUGAUGGUUGAUUUGGAGACUUUGUGACCCCAGGAUGCUACCAUUUGUUGUAAUUCUGUAACAGUGAGCUUUGGAGAUCUUUUGAUUUCUCUUACCAUCCUCCUCACUGUGCGUGGUGGCAAAAUAAACUUGGGUCCUCGUCCAGGCUUGUUUACCACUGUUCCAGUUGUUUUGAACUUCUUAAUUAUUCCUCUCACAGUGGAUAUGGGCAGCUGCAGUUGAGUGGCAAUCUUCUUGUAGCCUCUGCCUGACCUGUGAAGGUCGACGCACAUCUGCCUCACUUGUAUGCUGUGUUCCUUUGUCUUUCCCAUGUUUAAG
Molecule: messenger RNA, 4781 nt
Organism: Engraulis encrasicolus (European anchovy)
Lineage: Eukaryota; Metazoa; Chordata; Actinopteri; Clupeiformes; Engraulidae
Product: methyl-CpG-binding protein 2-like
Exons: 3
Coding region: 2-1600 (532 amino acids)
Biological process (GO): negative regulation of transcription by RNA polymerase II
Cellular component (GO): nucleus; heterochromatin
Molecular function (GO): chromatin binding; double-stranded methylated DNA binding; methyl-CpG binding
Source: RefSeq, a predicted model, not a curated record